AAACUACUAUAUCCCGAACCCGAUCCGACUCACGGCCGUGUCGUGGUUCGGCUCCAGGAAGCGAGUGCGAGCGAGAGCGCGAGCACGAGCACGCGACUGAGAUAGCAGGAGCUCAACAGCAGUGGCAGCGCAGCUUCUGCGGUUUUCGGAACCGCGCUCCUAUAGUCUGAUACAAGCAAAAAACAAACGCUGCUAAUGGGCGGAGACAUGACUUUUUAGACAGGAGACAAGAACGACAGCGGCACGCCGGACUCACCGCCUAAUUGGUGAAAGCCCUGCUUUAUAAAUGUUAAACUAGAGAAGGCUGUAGAGGAAAGAGCAAAAUUUGAAGAAGAAAAGGAGAAAGGAACAUUAUGGGUUCUGUUUCUCUAGAAAAGCCUGCCACCAUCGAUGAGCUGAUACAAGCCUGCAUUGAUGCCUUUGAUGAUACAGGGACUCUCAAAGACAAGAUUCUUGUUCGCAUGUUCUUGAUGAUGCAUCCCUGGUACAUUCCAUCCACUGAGCUGGCAAAGAAAUUAGUGUACAAGUUUCAAGAAAAUGAAGAAGUGCCUGGGCUUCGAGCAAGGAUAUGUAGCCUUGUUGGAUACUGGAUUGCUGAGUUUCCUGCCGAGUUUGACUUGAAUCCUGAACUUGCAAACCAGAUCAAAGAGCUGAAGGAUCUUAUAAACCAGAAAGGCAAUGUCCGCCAAAGCUGUCUCAUUGACAUAGAGAAUGUGCCUUCCUAUGGUUGGAAACGGCAGGUGACACAACGUCAACCUUCUGUUACCAAGAAGCGUAAAAUGUCUCUUCUUUUUGAUCAUCUGGAUUCUUCUGAGCUGGCAGAACAUCUUACAUACUUAGAGUACAAGUCAUUUUGCAAGAUUUUGUUUCAAGAUUACCACAGUUUUGUGAUGCAUGGCUGUACAGUGGAUAAUCCCAUUUUAGAGCGAUUCAUCACCCUUUUUAACAGCGUUUCCCAGUGGAUCCAACUGAUGGUCCUUGGUAAACACACUGCUGUGCAGCGGGCUGCUGUUAUCAAGCAGUUUAUUCAGGUUGCCCAGAAACUGCUACAGCUUCAGAACUUCAAUACUUUAAUGGCAGUUGUGGGAGGGCUUAGUCAUAGCUCCAUUUCAAGACUCAAAGAGACUCACAGCCAUAUCAGCCCAGAUAUCACAAAGACAUUUGAUAGCCUCACAGAACUUGUAACAUCAUGUGGAAACUACAGUCAGUACCGGAAGAGGUUUGCAGAGUGUGAGGGUUUUCGCUUCCCUAUCCUGGGUGUGCACCUUAAGGAUCUUAUUGCUGUACAUGUGGCCCUGCCUGACUGGGUCGAUAAAGAGAAAACAAAAGUGAAUUUGGUCAAGACCCAGCAGCUUUACACAAUUCUUAAUGAGCUGGUGCAGGUGCAGGCCACUCCACCACCUAUUGAUGAUAACACUGACCUCAUCAAUCUGCUUACGGUAUCCCUGGAUCAGUAUCAUACUGAAGAUGAGAUCUAUCAACUGUCUUUGCAGAGGGAGCCUCGAAGUUCCAGACCUUCUUUAACUCCAUCCACUCCCGGUGCAACCCCUAAGCCGUCUGUGAUAGAUGAAUGGGCCUCAGCAGUGAAGCCUAAACCCGACCAAGCAAUUGUUAACAAGCACAUUGAAAAAAUGGUUGAGUCUGUCUUUAAGAAUUUUGACACAGACGGUGAUGGCUACAUUUCCCAGGAGGAGUUUGAGAUCAUUCAGAGCAACUUCCCUUACCUCAGUAAAUUUGGGGAACUGGACCAGAACCAGGACGGUCGAAUCAGUCGAGAGGAAAUGAUAGCCUACUUCUUGAAAGCAAGCACCUUACUAAACUGCAAAAUGGGCUUCAUUCAUACAUUUUGUGAAACUACCUACUUAAAACCUACCUUUUGUGAGCACUGCACUGGUUUUAUCUGGGGUGUAUACAAGCAGGGGUACAAAUGCAAAGCAUGUGGGGUAAAUUGCCACAAAGCUUGUAAGAGUCAGCUAUCAGUGGAAUGCCGAAAAAGGACCAAAAGCAUCAGUGUUGACACACCAUCGUCCUUUCCUUCCAGAUCUCUCAGUUUUCCACCCCCGGGAACAUCCAAGGUCUCUGUACAAAACACAGUUAUCAAAGAAGAAGAUAUUGAAAGUGUUGAAGAUGGAGUUUUUGAUGUCCAUCUAUGAAAAGAUAUGAUUUUGAAGGGAUAUUGUUUUAAAUGUGCAUGAAGACUGAAAUUGGAUUACUCAGACAAGAAGGAAGUGGUACAGAUGUAAAAAGAAAUUUUUCCUAGAAGAGAGGCAAGGAUGAAAAUACGUAUACAAUUCAAACUCAAAAAAGAUGAAGGUAGCAAGUAUACAUACGCUGCCACUAUGUGGAGACUUGGGAGUACUUCAUUUAACAUCAUAAAAUUCCUUACGCCUGUUCCUUUUAUUGGGUUACACUGUGUUGUAAGGAAAUGGAUAUUUUAUUUUUUUCAUUUGUAGUAGCUGUGAAGCACACGUAUUGAAAAUCAGUAACCCAGUGCCACUGCCUUCCAGAAGCAAGGCAUUCAGCUUUUCUGGUGCAAGUCAGCUUUAUGAUUAACAUGUCUUCUUUGCUGAAAUAGUAUUGCAAUUUUAUUUAUUUUUUUGUGCCAGCUGGGUCAUUUUUUCCCUUAACUUGAAUAUAAAAUCUUAAGGAACAUAUAGAUUUUUUAACAAAGUAUUUGUUUUUUAUAUUAAGAUCCCUUUAAUGACAGCAUGUUGCUUUUAUCUGACACCAUUUUACUUCUUCAAGUAUUUGUGUGCACUUCAGUUUUUUAUUUUCACAGUUUGUGUAGCAUGCUAGAUAAUCGAGAGGAUAUGAACACACUUAAAUAUAAUGUUCACUAAAUAUAUAAUGAAGGCUAAGGGUAAAAUAGAUAUAAAUCAUCAAGAUUGUGUUUUAAUAAUGAACUUACAAACUAUUGUGUACAGUGUAUUUCUUUGUUUCUUUUCUUUGUUGAUUUGCACACAUUUAAUUUGUGGACAACCUGCCAAGGAGUUGGUGGACUCCCGUGCGUGUAUAACUGUCAUUCAAUUGUAAAAAACAUCUUGGUUAAUAUUACCACUAUUGAUUAACUAAUUAUUUCACUUUGUGAAAACACUUAACUCUAAUUUAAAAGUGUAUGACCUCUUAGUGUAUUUUAAUAUAUUUAGUUUGAUUUGGUUAAUAACAGAAUGUUGAAAAAAAUGAAGCAAAGAAAGCUUAGUUUUGUAAACUUUUUGCAUUCUCUACAGUAAUGUAUGAAGUUCCAUUAUGGGUUCUGUUUAGCUUUUAGUCUUCUUACCAGCAGAUGGUAGUCUCCUCAUGCCAAGACCUCUCUUCCUGUAUAUCUUACUUGUCUCCAUGCACUAUAUUUUGUAAAUAUCUUUACUGUGACUGCAGUCUUUCAUUUUCAUAAUGUGUGUCAGUUUAAGCUGGGAUCAUGUAUAAUACAGUAACAUGCAUUGUGGCAAAUUAAAAUCCUGUGUAGAUACUUUUAAACAUUUAUCAUAUCUGGACCUUCAUAUCACCGUUAAAUCUAUUUUCAAUGUAUAAAACCUUAACUUGCAGAGCGUCUUUCCUACUUGUGGAUUCAUUAGUAGCAACAUACAAACCUGUUAGUUAUUGUCAUCCAUUAACUGAUUUUAGCUUUUUGGAAGUCUGCAGUCAGACGUUAAGUAUUGUUGUAAAGUUUUAUUGAUUCUGAUCUUUUUUCUAAAAUGUUAGAAAAGCACAUAAUUUUGAUAGACCCUCUCUUAAGGAAGUGUUUUUGCAUGUGAUAUUUUAAGUUAAUCAUAUGUUAAAAUAUAUGAUCACUGUCUUUUCACCUUUUUCCUGAAUUUGAAUAGGUUCACUAAUUAAUUUAAAUUAGAUUCUUCUCUGAGCUGACUAAAAGUUCAUUGGUAACCAAGGUAUAUCUACAAGAAAGAAGAACUUUCUAAAUCCAGUUUGGUAUCUUUCUAAUCCUAUUAGUUAAGCAAAGGGCUAGGCUGCUCAUAUUCUCUUCAGUAUUGUAAGUCAGCAAAUGUUUAGGACUUCGGCCAACUUAUUUGUAUUGUCUUUAUUCAAUCAAUUGUAAUGAAUUUUAUUUGUAAAAUUACUGUUCCUAUAGGAAGAAAUAACCUUGUGUCACAUACUAUAUAAAUCUUCCAGCUGCCCUCUGUGAUUGUUCUCUGUAGAAACAAAUUAUGAAUACAUAGUCUUCCUGAAAUAGUUUAGAUAUCUCGGGCAGGUUGGUUCUAGUAUACAGUAAUUUCAGUUUCCUUUCAUUACUUGACAGAAUUCUCUUGCUCAGUUUUUGUUUCAUGUGUACUGCUUCAGUCUCAAUGCCUAUUAUAUAUUCAGUGCAUAUCUUACUCAUCUACAGAAUUAACUAUUCCCAAAAUCUCAGAUGCUGUUUAAGCAAUCACAAUCAUGUUUUUUUUUAAAAACCUUCGUAUACUAAUAUGUAUUUGAAAAUGAUGUUUGGAGAAAACAAUGAAAGUGGCUAUGAUUCUGUUACCUCAUUUUUCUGGUAAAUCGUCAUCCUCUCUUUUGGUCUUUUCUGAGGGGUCAUGCAGAUAUGAAUCAUUCUACCUGUAAAUUGUUGUUGUGACUACUGUCAUUUUAUAUAGAUGCAACUUACCACAUAAUGUGAUAUUUAUAUUAAGUGUUUUUUUAUUUCUAUUUGGUGCCCUAAAUGUCAAGGUUAGGAUAUAUUUUAAGAUGGUGGAGAAUUACACAUAGCUAUUUUAGUACUGUUUUUUUAGUACUGCUGUGUGCAUGUAUGCAGUAGUGUUUCAGUGUAUUCAAUUAUUUGUCAGGGUUAGGAUAAUUUUCAUAUUGUUGCAACUAGUACAAGGAUAAGUGAUGCAUGAAUGUUGGUCAGAAUCUAAAUACUUAAUUACUAUUUGGUAACCAAUUGAUUAUGGUGACAACUUAGUUUGUAUUUUUACCAGUUCUUUAUUAAUGUGAGUGCAGAAUGGGACACAUUGUUUACCUUGCAUUUUAUUCUAAAGUAAAUAAUUUUGAAGACCUUCAUUUAUGUGCAGCAAUAUGCUUGUUAUUUGGAGGACGACAUUCUUACUUACCUAAACUUUUGAGAAGGAUUCAAGAUAUGUGAGGGCCAGUUGGGUAAAUUCUUCUUUACUUUUUAAAGUAAAUGUCUAAAUUGUGCCACAGCCAAAAAAAGAAGUACCACAUUUCAAAUGUUUAUUCUACAUAAACGGUACAAGAUAAAAUAAAUUUCAUUAUGACACAAGAAAGGGUAUGCAAAAUAGAUUUUUUCACUGUAUUUUAAUGAUGAUGUCUUCAAGGUGGUGGCAAUCAUUAGCGAUUCACUCUUUGAGACGAUUUCUGAAUGCAUGCAUGACUUGUGUGGCCAUUUCAAAGUGAAUAGCGAUGAUUUUGUGGCGAAUAGCUUACUUGAGGGCUUCAAGGCUUUGAGGUCGUUGUGUGUAUACUUUCGACUUGAGACAGCCCCACAAGAAGAAAUCACAUGGUGCAAGAUCAGGCGAACGCGAAAGCCACCCGACAUUGUCACGCAGGGAGAUUAGCUUUCCCAGAAACAUCUCUGCGCUGUAUGAGCUGUUGCUCCAUCUUGUUAAAACCAGGCAUCCACCACAUCCAUUUCUUCCUGUUGGUGCUAGCAUUUCAAUGUAACUUUGUGAAGUUACAGUGACGGUGACUGUUGCUCCUCCCACUGCAACGGAGCAUCUAACUGUAACACGCUCACUGUGCAGGGGUCACUGAUGAAGUUCACGAGGGAUGGUUUCAGCCCAGUAGUGAAAGUUUUGCUUAUUU
This is a messenger RNA of Polypterus senegalus (gray bichir), 5754 nucleotides long. Its product is annotated as RAS guanyl-releasing protein 2. NCBI's taxonomy places the organism in Eukaryota, Metazoa, Chordata, Cladistia, Polypteriformes, Polypteridae. The record is from RefSeq and is a predicted model, not a curated record. Gene Ontology annotation, cellular component: plasma membrane. Bases 354 to 2153 code for a protein of 599 amino acids. Gene Ontology annotation, biological process: positive regulation of GTPase activity; Ras protein signal transduction. The transcript is spliced from 17 exons. Gene Ontology annotation, molecular function: calcium ion binding; guanyl-nucleotide exchange factor activity.